Messenger RNA from Exophiala viscosa, 3026 nucleotides. Its product is annotated as phosphatidylinositol 3-kinase. Bases 106 to 2925 code for a protein of 939 amino acids. The record is from RefSeq and is a predicted model, not a curated record. Gene Ontology annotation, cellular component: membrane; phosphatidylinositol 3-kinase complex, class III, type II; phosphatidylinositol 3-kinase complex, class III, type I. Lineage: Eukaryota; Fungi; Ascomycota; Eurotiomycetes; Chaetothyriales; Herpotrichiellaceae. Gene Ontology annotation, biological process: phosphatidylinositol-3-phosphate biosynthetic process; autophagosome assembly; endocytosis. Gene Ontology annotation, molecular function: 1-phosphatidylinositol-3-kinase activity. The transcript has a single exon.
AUCUUCAAUCACUUGACACAUUGAUUCAUCUGUCAUAUCGAAUCCCAGGCGUUGUGAAGAUGUUGACUCGGUUAUGAUGAGAAUGCAGUCCCUCUGAGUCCAGCCAUGGACACCUAUACUUUUGCGACUUCUCGGCAGCUUGAAUUCCCUGUAUGUGUAAGGAUCAAUACACUAGAAGGCAAGCAGACCACCACACCAUAUACCGUCUUGUUGAAGCACCCGGAGAUACGGCACAUUGGAUCUGUGCAGAGUCCAACUUCAGAACUUUUUGUUACUGCUCAAUUAUGGGCUGAGUCGAAACCAUUCGGCGUGUCAGUACAGACGCCUCACAUCUUCUUCAAAGCCAACCGCACCUGGAAUAAGUGGCUGGAACUUCCAAUCUUGAUCAAAGACUGUCCGGUAUCCUCUCAGAUUGCCAUCACCAUCUGGGACCUCUCUCCCUGUCCGCAGAAUGGUAGCAUCAGUCAUACCGUGCCCUUCGGCGGCACCACUAUUCCACUCUUCGACAAUGAGGGGGCUUUGAGAAGAGGACGACAAAAAUGUAAGGUUCAUCGUAGAAAGGCUGCCGAUGGCCAUCUCUCUUCCACCACUCCACAUGUACCUCGACAAAAGAGGCGAAAACGGAAUGAGGAGCCGCCACCCAUGGUUCCAGAGGAAGAAGAACUAGAAAGACUCGAGCAACUUUUCAAAAAGCACGAGAUGAACGAAAUCCCACAGAACGAUUGGCUUGAUCAACUCGUGUUUCAGAAUGUGGGAAAAAAGGCACGAGAGGUUGAAGAGGCGGCCAGGAAACGCCCGAGCAUGCACAAAGCUUCGAAAAGAAAAGCCGCCAAGAUGAGGGUGAAGGAAGUCGGAACUCAGAAUGGCAGUAACGGGACAGCCGACGAGAGUGAGUCUGAGGAAGAAUCAGACGACGAAGAGCACUUCACGUUGUAUGUCGAUUUUCCGCGAUGGGACUUUCCCGUCGUCUUCGAAGACCACGAAUAUGAACCUUCGAGGAUGAUGAGAGAAUUUCAGAGCACUCUUUCAUCCUCUUUACUCGGUGGAAAACCCCCUACGCCCGAAGUUCGCUAUGGUCCUGGUAUCGCCAAUGGUAACAACGUGGUUGAUGACGAGGACUAUCCCGUCGUUCAGAUCUUCGACCCCGAACAAUUCCAGCGAGAGAAUCCUUGCGAAACGAAGCAUAGGCGCCUGGUGCGUAGCGACCGAAAUGCUUUGUACGACGUUGAUCAGAAGCCGAAUGCAAAAUUGCGAGACGAGCUGAACGAGAUUCUUUCGUACGGACCCACGCAAGAAUUGACCCCACAAGAGAAGGAUGUUGUUUGGACGUUCAGACGUCAUUUGAGUCGCGACAAACGAGCCCUCACUAAAGUUGUAAAGGCAACAGAUUGGAGCAAUCCAAGUGAAGCCAGGCAAAUGGCUGAGUUGAUCCCACGGUGGGCCAAGAUCGAUGUUGACUCGGCUCUUGAGCUCCUUGGACCCACCUACGACAGUCCUGUCGUUCGGGCAUAUGCGGUCGAUCGACUUCGACAAGCGGGCGAUGCAGAGCUACUGUUAUACCUCCUUCAACUCGUACAAGCACUGAAGUUCGAGGAUUAUGAAACCAAGGAGGAAGGCCUACCACACUCGUCACUGGCCAAAUUCCUCAUCGACCGUGCUGCGAACAACUUCAAACUUGGAAACUAUCUCCACUGGUAUCUGAUGGUCGAAUGCGACGACCAGGGUCCUGAUACAAAUGCAAUCAACCGCAAACUGUUUGCACGAGUGGAAUACUAUUUCAUGUUGGAGUUAGAAGCUCGGGCCCCGGAACAACGCAAAACACUAUUGAGACAGGCCGAGAUGAUUGCUGUGCUCUCAAGAAUCAGCAAGGAGGUUCGCUUCAGCCGGAGCAACCGCAUUCAGAAGAUUGAGGUACUUAAGAAGUAUCUCGCUGAUCCAAAGAAUGAGCUGUUGAAGAUUGAACCACCAAUCCCGCUACCACUGGAUCCAGAGAUCGAAGUCUGCGGCGUUUACCCUGAAGAAGCGAAUGUCUUCAAGUCGUCGCUAUCUCCAUUGUUUCUCAACUUCAAGAUCGCUACCUCAAGAGACAACGAGGUUGCCACACAGGCGCGCUCGCAAGCACAGGGGAAGUAUCCCAUGAUCUUCAAAACGGGGGAUGACCUCCGGCAAGAUCAACUGGUCAUCCAAAUCAUCGAGCUGAUGAACAAUUUGUUGCUAAAGGAGAAUCUGGACUUGAAGCUCACUCCAUAUCGUAUUCUGGCAACCUCGCCAACAGCAGGUGCAGUCCAAUUUAUCCAAUCGACCGCAAUUUCAGCCGUCUCUGCCAAAUACAAAGGUUCUGUGCUGGCCUACCUGAAGGCCAACAACCCCGAUGAAACAGGUCCGCUCGGCGUCCGCAAAGACACCAUGGAUACGUACAUCAGGUCCUGUGCUGGCUACUGUGUCAUCACGUAUAUCCUGGGUGUUGGCGAUCGGCAUCUUGACAACCUUCUGCUGCAACCGUCCGGGCAUUUUUUCCACAUUGAUUUCGGCUUCAUUCUUGGGCGUGAUCCAAAGCCGUUCGCUCCGCUCAUCAAGCUCUGCAAGGAGAUGGUGGAAGGUCUUGGGGGCACCAUGUCUCCGCAGUAUGCUCAAUUCAAGCAGUAUUGCUUUACAGCCUAUUCUACAUUACGGAAAUCAAGCUCUCUGAUCCUCAACCUGUUCAGUCUGAUGGUCCAGUCUUCGGUUCAAGAUAUCCGACUGGUGGAGGAGCAAAUGGGAGGAAUGGGUGGUGCUGUUGCUAAAGUACGGGAGCGAUUCCAUCUCGAUGUCAGCGAAGAAGAAGCUGUAAGAUUGUUAGACCAGGUGUUGGCGGACAGCGUCAACGCCGUCUUUGGAGUGGUGAUUGAUCGACUGCACGAGUUUGUCCAAGGCUGGAGGGCUUGAUUCUAGACAUGGCCAAGCAGCUCCCAGGUUUCACUAUGAAAACACUGGAGUCCAAUUCUCCUAGAUACGAGUACGGAAACGCGUUGUAAGUUCUGUAAGAA